AUGCCCUUCGCGCACGCCUAUAUAUUCCCAGCCGCCUGUCCCCUCAAACCCACACCUCAAACCCUAAACGCAGAUCUUCCACCUUUGCGCCGCCUCUUGCCUCUCCUCCUAGAAACUACCAUGGCGCCCAAGGCCGAGAAGAAGCCUGCUGCAGAGAAGAAGUUGGUGAAGUCGGAGAAGAAGCCCAAGGUGGAGAAGCACGUGCCCGGGAAGGAGGGCGACACUAACAAGAAGAAGGCCAAGAAGAGCAAUGAGACAUACAAGAUCUACAUCUUCAAGGUGCUCAAGCAGAUUGACCCGAACAUGGGUAUCUCCUCCAAAUCAAUGUCCAUCAUCAACUCCAUCAUCAACGACAUCUUUGAGAGGCUCGCCGGCGAGUCGGCAAAGCUCGCACGCUACAACAAGAAGCCCACCAUCACCUCCCGGGAGAUCCAGACUGCCGUGCGCCUUGUCCUUCCAGGCGAGCUUGCCAAGCACGCCGUCUCCGAGGGAACCAAGGCCGUUACCAGAUUCACCGUGUAUUAG
Messenger RNA from Triticum turgidum subsp. durum (durum wheat), 525 nucleotides. NCBI's taxonomy places the organism in Eukaryota, Viridiplantae, Streptophyta, Magnoliopsida, Poales, Poaceae. The record is from the annotation of a GenBank genome assembly.